Messenger RNA from Cotesia glomerata, 796 nucleotides. It is a transcript of the gene Max, whose product is annotated as protein max. The transcript has 4 exons. Gene Ontology annotation, biological process: positive regulation of transcription by RNA polymerase II. The coding region runs from base 9 to 524 and encodes 171 amino acids. NCBI's taxonomy places the organism in Eukaryota, Metazoa, Arthropoda, Insecta, Hymenoptera, Braconidae. The record is from RefSeq and is a predicted model, not a curated record. Gene Ontology annotation, molecular function: protein dimerization activity; DNA-binding transcription factor activity. Gene Ontology annotation, cellular component: RNA polymerase II transcription regulator complex.
AAUUUAUAAUGAGCGACGACGAUCGUGAUAUUGAUAUUGAAAGUGAUGAUGGUGAUGAUUCUGAUUCCAGACAUAGACCUUCUAAUAAUACCCAAUAUUAUUCUCAGGCUGAAAAACGUGCUCAUCACAAUGCUUUAGAAAGAAAACGUCGAGAUCAUAUAAAGGAUAGUUUUUCAAGCCUCAGAGAUACAGUACCUUCUCUGCAAGGAGAAAAAGUAGCUAGUAGAGCGCAAAUUCUGAAAAAAGCUGCUGAGUAUAUUCAAUUUAUGCGACGGAAAAAUUCUUCCCAUCAACAAGAUAUUGAUGAUUUAAAGCGACAAAAUAUUUUAUUAGAAUCACAAAUUCGAACAUUAGAAAAAGCUAAAAUAACUGGAAAUUUUGCUGCUGAAUCUUGUGAAGUAUCAAAAGUGGAUUCUGUCAACAUUGGCAACUACAAUGAUUCUGAAUCUGAGUCGUCAGAUAGUGAAACAGGUCGAACUAUCCGUCAUCCAAAAAAAUUAAAAAUUUCUAGUAUUAAUCAUUAACGAAAAUCUAAAAUUUUUAGUCCUAAAAUAUAUGAUUUUUUAUAUUUUUGUUAAAAAAUUCCGCAAAAAAGCUAAGCAUUUUCUUAACAAUAUAAAAAAAAUUAUACUUUGAUAAGCAAUAAGUAUAUAUUGUAAUACUGAAAGUAAAAUAAAUAUUGAAUACUCUUUCUUAAGCUCAUAAAAAUAUACUAAUAUAAACAAAUUUAUAUGAGUAAUAAUAUAAUAUUAUCAUUGACUUUAAUUGUAUUAUUAAUAAACUAAUUUACUUUCAA